Alternaria atra is the source of this 1083-nucleotide messenger RNA. RefSeq lists its product as uncharacterized. The record is from RefSeq and is a predicted model, not a curated record. Gene Ontology annotation, cellular component: post-mRNA release spliceosomal complex; U2-type spliceosomal complex. Lineage: Eukaryota; Fungi; Ascomycota; Dothideomycetes; Pleosporales; Pleosporaceae. The transcript has a single exon. Bases 1 to 1083 code for a protein of 360 amino acids. Gene Ontology annotation, biological process: mRNA splicing, via spliceosome.
AUGCAGGGCUUCAACAUGGGGCGGUAUUACCCGCCCGACGCCUCGAACGCACCAAGCUUCAACAACUCUUCACACCCUCUCGGAAAACGCGCAAAUAAGAUCUCCCAGGGCAUCCUCACCGUCCGCUUCGAACUUCCCUUCGCCGUAUGGUGUAACCAUUGUAGUCCGCCCGCAAUCAUCGGUCAGGGCGUACGCUUCAACGCCGAAAAAAAGAAAGUCGGAAACUAUCAUAGUACGCCGAUAUGGAGUUUUCGCAUGAAACACAGUGCUUGUGGCGGGUGGUGGGAGAUACGGACGGAUCCGCAGAAUUCGGAAUACAUUGUUGUAGAAGGGGCGCGAAGACGAGACUAUGGACCUGCUGGAAAAGGAGAUGAAGCGUUAGCGGAGGGAGACCUUAAGUUUCUGACCGAGGAAGAGAAGCAGAAGAGGAGGGAAGAUGCUUUUGCAGAUUUGGAGGGGAAAAUAGAGGACAAGGGAGCUGAAAAGAAGAAUAGGGAGAGAGUGGAGGAGUUAUAUGAUAAAGCGGAGGUUUGGAGGGAUCCUUAUGAGGUCAAUGCAAAACUAAGAAAGGAGUUUCGGGGGAAGAGGAAGGUUUGGCAGAAGGAAGACAAACAUAAGGAGGGUAUGCAAGACAAGUUCAGUCUGGGACUUGAUAUCGUGGAUGAAACAGAGGUCGAUCGUACACGCGCUAGGUUGAUCGAGUUUGGUGCCACGGAGACAGACGACCGCAGGUUGGGGGAUAUGGAGUGGAAGCCUCUGUUUGCGGAUACGAAGGUUGAAAAGGCUGUGCAACCUAUAUCGCAUACGAAGAAACUCAAAGCGGAGAUAGCGAAAGAGAAGAGCCGACUGGGGCUGCAGCAGACACUUGUAGGCAAUACGAGGGCGGUGGUUGAUCCGUUCCUGAACAAAAAGGCUUUGCCUGAGUCGAGGAUCAAUCUGGGGAUUUUGAAGAGAAAAAGAGAUGCUGAAGCGGAGGUGGCAGUUAUGGAUUCGUCAGCACCGUCAAAGGAGAAGGCGAACGCUGAGUCGCCUAUGAAGAAACCUGCUUUGCUUGAGGCGUUGGUCGGGUAUGACUCGGACUAA